Oryza brachyantha (malo sina) is the source of this 1863-nucleotide messenger RNA. RefSeq names its product uridine kinase-like protein 1, chloroplastic. The coding region runs from base 118 to 1584 and encodes 488 amino acids. The transcript has 14 exons. Gene Ontology annotation, molecular function: kinase activity; ATP binding. The record is from RefSeq and is a predicted model, not a curated record. NCBI's taxonomy places the organism in Eukaryota, Viridiplantae, Streptophyta, Magnoliopsida, Poales, Poaceae. Gene Ontology annotation, cellular component: cytoplasm; chloroplast.
CAAAAACCCACCCAAUCCGCGUGUCAAAACCUCCGGCCUCCGAAGCGAGCGCGCCAGCUCAGCACGGCGGCGGCGGCGGCGGCGGCGGCGACGGCGAAGGGGAAGGCGAGGGGAGAGAUGGACGCCGCGAUGGAGUCGGCGGUGGGGCCGCACUUCAGCGGGCUCCGCCUCGACUCUCGCCGCCUCUCCUCCUCCUCCCUCCCCUCCUCGCCCUCCGCCUCGAGCAGCUGCAAAGGCGGCACGGCCCCCGACGGCACCGCCGCGGCGGCGGCCAACGGGUUCGCGGCGUCCACCGCCGCCUCGGAGGGGAGCAGGCAGCCCUUCGUGAUCGGUGUGUCGGGCGGGACGGCGUCGGGGAAGACGACGGUGUGUGACAUGAUCAUCCAGCAGCUGCAUGACCACCGCGUCGUGCUGGUCAACCAGGAUUCAUUCUACCGUGGUUUAACUGAGGAAGAAUCUGAACGUGUGCAGGACUAUAACUUUGAUCACCCAGAUGCAUUUGAUACAGACCAACUUCUCGAGUGCAUGGGACAACUAAAAAGUGGGCAAUCCGUAAAUAUUCCUAUAUAUGAUUUUAAGAACCACCGCCGAUGCUCUGAAAGUUUUAGAAAGGUUAAUGCAUCAGAUGUCAUCAUUUUGGAGGGAAUUUUAGUAUUUCAUGAUCAAAGGGUUCGUGAUUUGAUGGACAUGAAAAUUUUUGUUGACGCAGAUGCCGAUAUUAGGCUUGCCCGCCGUAUAAGGCGUGAUACAGUUGAAAGAGGUAGAGAUGUCAUCUCAGUGCUCGAGCAGUAUGGGAAAUUUGUGAAGCCUGCAUUUGAUGAUUUUGUUCUUCCUUCCAAGAAAUAUGCUGAUGUGAUCAUACCACGAGGGGGGGAUAACCAUGUUGCCAUUGAUUUAAUUGUGCAACAUAUUCGUACAAAACUUGGUCAGCAUGACUUGUGCAAAAUUUACCCAAAUGUUUUUGUGGUUCAUACAACUUUCCAGAUACGUGGAAUGCAUACUCUUAUUCGCGACCGGGACAUUGCGACUCCUGAUUUCGUCUUCUAUUCAGAUCGUCUGAUUCGUCUGGUAGUUGAGCAUGGCUUGGGGCAUUUGCCAUUUACGGAGAAGCAGGUCGUUACACCAACAGGGUCUACUUACAUGGGAGUUGACUUCUGUAAGAAGCUCUGUGGUGUGUCAAUUGUUCGAAGUGGUGAAAGCAUGGAGAAUGCAUUACGUGCUUGUUGUAAGGGGAUUAAAAUAGGCAAAAUACUAAUACACAGGGUUGGAGAUGACGGGCAACAGCUCAUAUACCACAAGUUACCCUUGGAUAUUGCUGAACGACAUGUUCUACUCAUGGAUCCUGUGCUUGGUACAGGUAACUCAGCAAAUCAAGCUAUAGAACUACUUAUAAGAAAAGGAGUUCCUGAGGAGCGGAUUAUGUUUCUCAAUCUUAUCUCGGCUCCUGAAGGGGUCCAUUGUGUCUGCAAGCGAUUCCCCCGGUUGAAGAUUGUAACAUCUGAGAUAGAAACCGGGUUGAACGAGGAAUGGCGUGUCAUCCCAGGCUUAGGGGAGUAUGGUGAUCGCUACUUCGGCACAGACUAAUCAACAACGGUUGAUACUGCUUCUUCACUGGGGACUUGACAAGAUACCCACAUUAGAGCUAACAUUACCGUGAGAGGGAUAUACUGGUUGUGUUUGGUUGUUUGUGGUAUACUCGGUGGUGUGCAACCAUUGGAAUUGGACGUGUGCUCAUUGUUGCUUCUAUGAUGAACUUUGGGCGCUGAACCAAAAAAAAAAAAAACUUAUCACAGAUUGGCCUAAGGCCCGCACGCGGGAGAUGCCGUGUGGUUUCAGUUGUGAUUUUCUGAUUGAAUUGAUGAU